AUGACGGCGACAGCAGCAACAACAACAACAACAACAACCUGCCGGCUGUCCGACGAACUGACAGGCAUCAGCGUCAGUCAUUUUAGCCAACUGGACCUGGGUCUGUGCCUCGGCUCGGACGUGGACAUGGACAUGGACAACAACAUGAAACAUCAUUACCCAAAGGGGGCAACCUUUUCGGCUGGUGCGGAGGUGGGGGCGGUGCGACGUUGCGACCCACGACAAAGCAAAGAGCAACAGCAGGAGAACGUAAUGAAGUUAUUUGUCCUGGGGCCAAACGAAAUCAACGCACAUAUCCUUUUUGGCAAUUGCAACGCGCUGUCGCAUAAAUCAUUUGCCACUCGCAUGAAAUUGGGCAUAAAUUUGCUCCACUUUGCCAUGGAACAGCAGCGGCUGAGGCAGCGGCAGCGGCAGCGGCUGGAAGCAGCCGAAAACGAAAGGAUAAAAAUUUACCUUGGAGCCGUGGAUAAAAGUAAUAGCACAGAAACUGGACAACAAAUUGUGAUCGUGGAAGCUGGCAGUUAUGUGAUUCAUGAAGAGUAUAAUUUUAUCAAUAUCGUCAACGAUAUAGCUUUAAUUAAACUACCAAAUGAUCUGGAGUUCAACCAGUAUAUUCAACCAGCUAAAUUGCCAGAACCCAAUAGCCUUCAUGUACACAAAAAUGCUAUUGUCUCCGGUUGGGGCAGAGUUAAAGGUUUCGUAACAACUGAGCAUUUGCAAUAUACGAAUGUGAAAACAUUAUCAAAUGAGGAAUGCAAGAGUAUGAUCCCUUCUGAUAAUAAGUUUUAUUCACAUUGGCUAUGUGUUGCACCUAAUGAGAAAAGGACGUGCAAAGGAGACUCUGGUGGUCCAUUAGCCGAAAGAAACCCUGAUGGCUCUAGCACCGUGAUUGGUAUCGUAUCGUUUGGAUUUGGCCCUUGCCUUUCAAACUUUCCCACUGUUUUUACUCGGGUUGCAUACUUCCUAACCUGGAUCGCUGAACACAUCAACGAGCCCUAAAUAUUCUUUACGACAAUCAUGAAUAUUAAAUAACAAUAUAUACCAAAUAAAAUCUGCAUGAACUUUA
Molecule: messenger RNA, 1066 nt
Organism: Drosophila mojavensis
Lineage: Eukaryota; Metazoa; Arthropoda; Insecta; Diptera; Drosophilidae
Product: serine proteinase stubble-like
Exons: 4
Coding region: 1-999 (332 amino acids)
Biological process (GO): proteolysis
Molecular function (GO): serine-type endopeptidase activity
Source: RefSeq, a predicted model, not a curated record